AUGGGCCUCGCCGGCGUCAAAACCUCCUGGCAGCGCCAAACAAAACACUUCGGCCACGACAAUGCCGCCCGCUACUCCGUUCUCAUCCUCGACAACCGCGGCAUGGGCGGCUCCGACGUCCCCUACGCCCGCUACACCACCUCCGCAAUGGCCCUCGACGCCCUCGACGUCCUCACCCACGUCGGCUGGUCCUCCACCCCGCGCUCCGUCCACCUCUUCGGCAUCUCCAUGGGCGGCAUGAUCUCCCAAGAACUCGCCUUCGCCGCGCCCGACCUCUUCGCCUCCGUCACCUUCCUCUGCACCGCCCCCUGGAUCGAGAACACGAAACCCCUCCUCACGAACCUCGCCGACCGCGCCGCCAUGCUCGUCCCCAAGUCCAUGGACCGCAGCAUCCAGGACACCGCCCUCAAGCUCUUCCCCGCGGAGUGGCUCGUCCAGCCCGACGAGGCCGCCGAGCUCCCCGACGAGAGCACGCCCAAGUGCGGCCCCGCGGACGGCGGGAAGGGGUAUGGUCGGUUCGACAGCAACUUCCAGCGCUUCCAGGCGCAGGAGCUCGUGAAGCGCUGCACGCCGGGGCUUUUCAGCAUCCUCGGCUUCAUCCUGCAGCUCGUCAGCGCCGGGUGGCAUCACAAGUCGCCUGAGCAGUUGACACAGCUGGCGGACGCGGUCGGCAGGGAGAGGAUCGCGGUCAUCCACGGUAAUGCGGAUGUCAUGAUUGACGCGCACCACGGCCGGUUGCUGGCGAAGCAUUUGGAGCCUAGUGUGGUUGAGUUUAUCGACGGCAUGGGACACGCGCCCAUCAUGGACAGAGUAGCGUGGAUGAAUAAGUGGUACGUGGACAGGAUCGACGCGGUCGAGAAGCAGUUUCCCUUGCCGUGA
This is a messenger RNA of Colletotrichum chrysophilum, 879 nucleotides long. RefSeq lists its product as uncharacterized. The record is from RefSeq and is a predicted model, not a curated record. Lineage: Eukaryota; Fungi; Ascomycota; Sordariomycetes; Glomerellales; Glomerellaceae. The transcript has a single exon. The coding region runs from base 1 to 879 and encodes 292 amino acids.